AUUCAUCACCGAUUCAUAAUCUGCAAGCAAACCUCUUCCUUCCGCCAUCGGUUCGCUUCGAAUGGCCGUCGUCGCCGAUUGAAAGCCGCCGGAUUCCUGAUCACCGUAAGAAACAGAAACUACUUUGAUCUAAGGUAUCGAGGAUAUAAAACGUACUAUUCUUGUUUCUGAGUAAUCAUAAUGGCGAAGAAGAGGAAGUCUGCUGCGUCGAGCCUAGACGAAAUCGAUCGGACGUUGUACUCGACUUUUUGCAGCGCUGCUAAUUCUCUCUCUCAGCUGUACUCUCAGGCCAUGAGCCAACAGAAACUAUGUUUCCUAUCUGGUGAACGCCAUGGAUUGGAAAUGCUCUAUCAAUGGAUUUCCAAGCAGCAUGAGGAAGGACUGAGAGUCACAUCAGAUGACAUACUAGCCUAUAUUCAGGCUGAGCUGGAUUCAUCAGGGGAGGAGCCAUCAAGAACCUUACAGCAGAAUCAGCAGCCUGCAAAUCUGUUCGCAAAUUCCAACUCAUCUAGCAUGCCGACUGUUGCACUGACCGAUCAACAACCCAAGAAUUAUAUUUUCUCAAAUGCUUUAUCAAGCCCAGUUCGUCGCAGCCUUCAGAACUAUCAGAAUCGUGAUUCUAAUAUCUUCGAUUCAUCAAUGGACAUGCAUGCAGAUAGCACAGGUCAUGAUUCUGCUCAUUGAACAACUUUCGUUCUAUGUUUUCUUUCCGCCUUGAAUCCAUUAAAGUUUAUCAUCCAUUUGUUAGUUUUAGUAUCAUGGCUUGUCGCUUAUGCAAUUCGUCGUAAUACCGGAGAAUAUGGAGAAAAGAAAUCCGAAACUCGAGUUUUAGUUUACAGAAACAGAGGCUAUAUAAUCCUUGUUGAACCAUGUGACUUAUGAGUAGAUCUUUCAUGUUAUGCUUAAAGUUAUUUUCGUGGAAUAUUUAAAGUCCUUCCAAC
Cynara cardunculus var. scolymus (artichoke) is the source of this 941-nucleotide messenger RNA. RefSeq lists its product as uncharacterized. NCBI's taxonomy places the organism in Eukaryota, Viridiplantae, Streptophyta, Magnoliopsida, Asterales, Asteraceae. The record is from RefSeq and is a predicted model, not a curated record. The coding region runs from base 181 to 684 and encodes 167 amino acids. The transcript has 3 exons.